Messenger RNA from Pseudogymnoascus destructans, 4978 nucleotides. RefSeq lists its product as uncharacterized. The coding region runs from base 1246 to 3516 and encodes 756 amino acids. Gene Ontology annotation, cellular component: pericentric heterochromatin. NCBI's taxonomy places the organism in Eukaryota, Fungi, Ascomycota, Leotiomycetes, Thelebolales, Thelebolaceae. Gene Ontology annotation, biological process: chromatin organization; negative regulation of transcription by RNA polymerase II. The transcript is spliced from 3 exons. Gene Ontology annotation, molecular function: chromatin binding. The record is from RefSeq and is a predicted model, not a curated record.
UUUCCAUCACACACUUUCAGCUCUGGCCCACACCGUCCGCGCCUUCCCGGCUGCACUGCCCCCUUCUCUGCCUACCAAUUUCGCAGCAUGUAACUACAUCCGUAGAAUGCUCCGGCUCUACCCGUCUUCGACCUCCUCGAGGCCGUCAUGCGCCUAUCAUUCUGUUGUCUCGGCCAUUUACGAGGAUGCAAGGCAGUCAGCUAGGCUGAACUUGGCUGGUUCUCGGCGAUAGGGCGACGGCAACGCGCUGGCGGUCUGUCCAGAGCAAUUUCCGCCGUCUGUCCCCACUCGAAUUACAACACCUACAUCGGACGUCGUCGCUCAAAUUUGGUCGGACGCUAUACUGCUGAGCGUUGCGAUAUCCAGGAUCCCCCUGACAGGAAUUUUUCGACUACCAACAAUGUCCUGUCUCUGACAACCAAUAUCGGGCUGCGACAUUAUGGAUUCUGGUGGACCUCACUGAAGUGUCGGCAUCAUCGCGGUUGGAUCAGGGUGGAUGGAACACAUGACAAGAAAUGAUUCUUGCCCAUGCAUGUGGGAAUGUGGCUUGGCCAAUGGCAAAAACAGCGCAUGACAGCGGCAACAAUGAUGACGGGUUAGGCAAGGUUGCUAUGACACCUUGAUUGCGUUGCAUCCAUGAAGCGGGGGUUGAUAUGGGCUGAUUGGGGUCGGAUGGAGGAAUCGGGAGGAGGAGCUAAGCCAUGUUACGCGCUAAGAUCGAAAAACGUCGCUGUCGAAUUCGUUUCUCCGCUUUUGAGCCACUCGGGGCUUCAGCAUACUCGUCGAUGAAGGCUCAGAAUGCAGGGAACAGUCUAUUUUCGUCAGUCACUCCUUCGCCUGCCUGCGCACAGUCAAAGGGACAUAGCGGAACGCUCUGAUACAGGCCUAGUCUCGGAGUCGCCGAUCUGCUUUUUGCAGCCAGAACAGUGCCACUUUGGGGCAGCAAAGCUCAGCCUCUACGGACAGAUCACCGAACCUGGAGUCAUUUUCGCCAGAGUUCCCACUCUUUUGAUUCAGGACGCGGCCUUCACAGCUAUCGAUCCGGAAGAUUGGCACACAUGGGAUGAUUACACCAUCCAGCAACCUCAUACGUAAUGCCAAAAGUGAGCGAAGCGGUUGGGUGACUGCCACGGGUGUUCUGUAGGCUGGAUUCCAGGCGCUAGCCGUAGCUCGCGAGUAUAUAUAGGACGGGCGUCCCUCAGCAGAUUGCGAGUUCAUAGAUCUCCUCCAAUAUCAAAGUUCAAGAUGACUUCCAUUCAGUGGGACAGCCAACAAUUUUAUCAACCACCACGUCCUGUGGCUAUUCCGCCUUCGACAUUUUGGCCACCUUCGCAUUCACAAGCUGGUGCUGGUUCGACUUACUUUCAACCGCCUAUAGCUAGUGCCCGUUUUGAAGAGGUCAAAGGGACAACUACGCAUGGCGCGCCUCAGAACACAUCCAGUUCAUACAAGGCAGAACUGCCUCCUGAUCAAGGUCAGUCAUUACACGGCAUAAAAGAAAUCACACAGGACCAAGACAGUAGAGAUGCAGCCGUCGUCAGCAACGCAGAGACAGAAAUCCUCUCUAUUGGCAAACCCCUAUUACUAGCUGCGAAUCGAGACGUCGCCAACGUGGUCGAAAACCUUGACAGCGUCUACGGGCCCGCGACAGAUUCGAAUCAAGUAAAAUGGGGCACAAGCCAGGAUAAGCCUAUCCUUCUAGAUAGUGACGUGGGCAGUAAUGGAGAGUUUGACAAUGUUGAGAAUGGAACUCCACUCGACCUGACGAUGCGUGAUGCGAUACUAUCACACAGUCACCCAACUUUCGACACAGCAUAUAUACCUCGCAGUACAUACAACAUUGGCGUAGCUGAACCCACCGGUGACGAAGGACUCCGUCAGGUGGAAGCUUCAUCUAUCUUAUCUCAAAACGAUACUACAAUUGCAACGGAGAUGAAUGGCGACCUAUUGCUCGCCUCUCAAAAUAUAGAGAGUCCCAUCGGUUUGGCUAGUGUUCAAGAAACCAGUGCUAUCUCUGUGACCGAAGGAAUCCCAACGAACGAAGGCAAGAUCGAUAAAUAUCAGCCAAAAUCAAGAAGGGAUAACAAUGAUCACAUUUCUGCAGAGAACGACCAUAUGGACAAGAUUGAACUAAGCCUUGGGAUGACGCGCAGCGAUGAUCGGGAUGGAAGCAUAGAUGGUACUGAUGGCGAAGACCACGCCAAUGAUAGCUCCGGUUCUGAUAUAGAACCCCGCCAGCAUUUAAAACGGCGGAGGGCAAAGAGCACGGAUAGCUCUGCACAAACAAACUUCCGUAAUGUGAAAGACGUUACUUUUCCGACCGAUAUCUGGGAUGUCUUAAGCCAGGGAGGAACAGCGGUCUCUUUCGAUCUCCCUCUAAAGAGCCAAUCUAUUAAUGGUGGAGAUCACGUUAAUGAUAGCGACACCGCUGGCUCUGAGAUACAGGAGCGGAGACUAAAACGGCCGAGGCGGGCAAAAAGCACGGAGAGCUCUGCACACAUGAGCCCCAGCAAUGUGAAAGAGGCUUCUUUUGCUAUGGCCAAUUCCUCUGAGGUCUCAACUCCAAAGACAGGAGCGACGUCGUCUGAUUCCCCGCUAGAGAGUCACGAGAUACCAAUCGGUGGUUCCCUUACACUACAAACAUUCCAGUCGGGAAUAGUGUAUUGCCUUAAAUUUUCCCAGAAGGAGUUACCAUUCCCUCUCGACAUAGAGCAGGCACAAGAUGUCAUCAGCAGCGCCUCUAGUGGCGAUAGAGACAGGGAGCGGCCGCAUUUGCGAGAACGAGUUGUGAGGAGACUUGGCAGGCAUUCGACAUAUUCAGAAAAUGACGACCAACUGUUGAUACAGCUGAAAGAGAAAGACAAAUUGCCAUGGGACGAAAUAGCAGAGUACUUCCCGGAAAGGACUAAAGGGACGUUGCAAGUGCACUACUGCACAAAGCUGAAGAACCGCUCGCAGACGUCUAAGUACAAGAAACGCAAGAUAACGAACUCAGCUAACGAAAGCGGGGGAACAUAUCCAUCUGUUUUUUCAAUGGAGUUGCUUGAUCCACAGCUUCGAGAUGCUCUUCCUUCCACACCAUUUGUAGCAGCAACUGCCGACUCCACCAAGGGUGCUCACAGAAGCAUACUAUCAACUGGGAACAAAGAGCAUACAGCAGUGCAGCCGCGUUGUAGCAGCCAAGGAGCCGAAAGCGAUACAGAUGAGAUCUGUGAGGUUGAAGCGCUGCUUGCCAAGUCGACAACACGUAAUGUGGUUUGGUACCUCGUGAAGUGGGAAGGCUUUGGUGAUGAUAAAAAUACGUGGCAGGAACAGGACGACAUCAGUUCGGAUCUCGUUGGCGAUUUUGAGGCGAGCUAUCAAGGAAACUUUGGUGUGGAAUUACUCAAGAAGCGAGAACGGAGAGGGAAGACUGAAUAUUUUGUUAAGUGGAAGGGUCGUCCAGAGAUUGAGAAUUCAUGGGAGAAGGAAGACACCAUACACUGUGAGCGAAUAUUAGAGUUUGAGGCAAGGUGAUGGAGGAAGUCAUUGCAUUGUAUCUUAGGGCUAGCAAGCAUUUGCAUACAUAAGAGAUGAGUUCGCUUUGGCGAUAGAUAUUAGUUUUACUUAAUGACAUAUAUUGCACCAGGGACCUUGGAAAUCCAUACAAACUGUGCGACUUGGCGCGUGGGCUGACAGAAGCACGUGACCACGCCCGAUCCGUUACGUAAUAUCUCAUGAAUGGUUCAUCCGAACGAAGCAAUCAAAGAGGCUCAGGAAGGAUUGUUAAUUGAAUGGGUUUUAUCUUCCGUGAAUUCCCUUGUGCUAUGUUGUCGGCUAAGUGAAAUAUCGUUUUGAUCUUCUGAAAGUAUGAGACUUCGAUGAUGAGACGGCUUCUAGAGCCACAGAUCCUGGUAUAUCAUCUUCAUCAUUGCCGCUUCUGCGGGCCAGGCGUCCACAAUAUCAGCCACCCUGUUGGACCAGUCACUAUCCCACGUAAACGCAAAAAAGGCUGCGACGUAUUCCCAGUAGCUAGGAUACCACCCCGCUGAUUCCCAGUCCACAAUUGACACAUCAUAGUCUUUCCCCUGCGAAAGCUCCUGUGACGAGAUCUCCCUGACUAGAAUAUUCUUCAUCUGUAAAUCAGAGUGGGUAAAUGUCGAUGUGCGAUCCUCUUCAACAAGAUCCAACAACAGCUGGUUUUCGAAGAAAUCAGCCAGAUAAGAAUGCCUUUUGCGGUCUUCUGCGUUAAGCCGAGAUUUCGAUAUUAGCCCCAGAACGAGGUCACUCUCACUUCCAAAGGGGCCGGAUAUCUUCGGAUCGUACGCUGGAGAGUAGAAUAGAUGAUGUGGCAUGUGGCUCUUGUUGAUGCCCCCAAAAAAGCCAGGGGACUGAAGGGUGCGUACUUGGUUAAAAAUGGCUCGUAGCUUUGAGAGAAUGAGGACUUUGUCAGAUUCUUGAAGAUUUGGCCACAGAAACUGGAGUGUAUCUCCCUGAAGAUAUUCCAUGACAAUAUAAAGCCUUCCAUCAGGCUCUUUCCACAUUGCAUAUAAUCGAGGAGCCGAUAUUUGAAGGUUUUGCUCAAUGAAUAGAAGGUUCUCUCCUUCUAUUUGAUCGUUGUAAGGACUGUAUUUUGCGAUAAAAUGUUCACCUACCCUCACAACUUUCCUGUCUGCCCAAGCUUCAAGUCCCUUAAGGAUAUUUGGUGACGAAUGAAUUUCAUCAACAGAGGGAAGAGGCGCAGGUAAUUCCUUGGAAUCCCUGAAGUAUGGAAGUUGAAAAGGCUGCGCCAUUGUGAAAACCGGUGAAAUGUGAUCGUUGGUAACAGCAGACACCCGAUAUGAUUUUCGUCGUGAUAAUAGCCUUCUCUACCGCCAGCCAAAGAAUGUAUUUCGAGAUGAGAAUUUAGUCCAGCACUAGCCUAGUUUAUUAAAAUGUGCAAGUCUCUGUUGUCUCUUUUGCCUCCUUUGCUUCCUUAUGUUAGUGCAGGAUCGAGGCU